AUGACUCAAAACAAGAUUAUCUAUUCUGCAAAGCUCGACGAGAACAUGCGAAGAUCAGCCUGCUUCGAGACAAACAAGAGAACCGUCAAAUCAAACAUCAUGCUGAAGUUUGUGACAAAGGCGAUGGAUAUCAAGCUUCAAGGUGAAGCCGAUUUUACGACUACUCUUGAAGAUCCAAUCAAACUUUUGAAACGUAUUGAACGAUUCAUGAAGAAGAGUGCUGAUGCUGAGUAUGACUUCUUGGAUUUCUGGGAAGCCACCAAUCAAAAGUUCUCUGCUGUGAAGCAAGGAACAACCGAAAACUUGAUGCAUUUCAAGGAACGAUUCUUGAGACAGGCUGAAGUCAUGCAAGAUCUAUAUGGCGUUGCCUGGUUCCGAAAUUUUGCAGUCAAGACAAAAGCGUAUGC
Messenger RNA from Cylindrotheca closterium, 407 nucleotides. Lineage: Eukaryota; Bacillariophyta; Bacillariophyceae; Bacillariales; Bacillariaceae. The record is from the annotation of a GenBank genome assembly.